Rubroshorea leprosula is the source of this 1312-nucleotide messenger RNA. The record is from the annotation of a GenBank genome assembly. NCBI's taxonomy places the organism in Eukaryota, Viridiplantae, Streptophyta, Magnoliopsida, Malvales, Dipterocarpaceae.
CCAAAAUUUCUAGAGCAUCAAGUGAGAGUUAGGGACCUAAUUGUGAAGAAAUACUAUUAAUGAACUUAAUGGCAAAAAAAAAAUUUUCAAAGUUUAGGGACUAAAAAGAAAGGAGAUUAGGAUAAGGAUCAAGGCUGAUAUUUUUAUCCUCAGCCACGUGUUUUGCUCUUCAUCUUCAUUUUUCCUCUCCUCUGUCGACCGAAGCUCACCUAAGCCACCGACUCAUCCCCUUUGAGAAAAAUUGGUAACAAACUUGAUUUUUCCCUUCCUUUUCUUGUUAAAGAACUGAUUUUAGGACCUAGAACCCUCCCUUUGAAGUGGGAAUUUCAGAUCUGCUCUGUUUCUUCCCUUGGUCUGUCCGCUGUUCUGCUGGGUGUGAAUCCUUCGGGAUUUUUGUUUUCAUGAUUUCUCCUCCAGUCUCUGUCGGCCUCCAUACCCGCCAGCCCCGGUUUUGGCUGCUGGAAAAAUACUGGUAUGUUGAUGGCAUCUUUAAGUCCAAAAAUGAUUAAUUAGUUGCUGCCCGUGUUAUCCGAAAACCCUCUGUUGUGCUGUCCGGAUUUCUGCCGAAAUAUGGAAGAAUUUGGCAGCAUUUUAAACAUGUUUUUUUAGCUUAAUUCAUGUAGAAAUAAACCUGUUUUUGGCUUGAAAUUAACUGCUGUUCUGUGUGGAAAAUCCUGCUGUUUUGCCAAAAUUUUACUAUUCACGCGCAGUUACUGUUCACGCAGGAAAUUUUGCAAUUUGCUGCUGCGUUUUCUGCAUUUUCUGCUGCAUUUUUCUGCAAACUUGCUGCUGCAUUUUUCUGCAAGUUGCUGCUGUUUUUACUGUUCACGCAGAAACAUUCUGCAUUUUCCUGCACUGUUUUUGACCAGAAAACUCUGUAUUUUCUCCAGAAAAAUUCUGCAUUCUGCAGCGUUUUUCCUUGCUAUUUUUCUGCAUUGUUUUCCCCCAAAUUUCUUGCCGUUUACUGCAAAUUUUGCUCCUCGCCAACUUUUAGAAGUUACAGUUACUGUUCACUGCGUGCACUGUUUAUGUGCACUGUUUAUGUGCACUGUUCAUCCGUUGAAUUUUAAUUAAUUUGAGUAGAAAAUCUCAUGGAAUACGUUAGUUAUGGCAUUGGAUUAAUUUUAGUCCAGUAGUGAUGUAUUAUUGAUUGGGGUUUUGUUUGGUUGUGAGAAUGUGAUGGGAAAAGGAAAAGGAAAUUGGUUAUUAAUUCUUGAAUAUUUUGAUUAGGUUCUUGAUCGUUCUGUUAGUUCAGUACAUGAAUUGAGUGCUCAGUUUUGCGGAGUGAGGUAAGUAAAUUAUGGUAAAGCCC